AUGAGGCUCCUCCUGAUCAUUGCAAUUCUGCUGUUCCAGAAGUGCACAGUAACCGAACAACUUAAGAGAUGCUGGGGUGAAUACAUAGGAGGAUUCUGCAGGAAAAUAUGCAAAACAACAGAAAUACGUGAAGUGCUAUGUGAAAAUGGGAGAUAUUGUUGCCUCAAUAUCAUGGAACUGGAAGCACUUAAAAGUACCAGACCACCUCGUCCAAAGCCAGUGACAUAUGCAUUUACUUUUCCACAAGAGUAUUAUGCAGAUGAACAGAAUUAUACAAACUCCAACAAAAAGUUUACAUAA
Molecule: messenger RNA, 300 nt
Organism: Lipotes vexillifer (Yangtze River dolphin)
Lineage: Eukaryota; Metazoa; Chordata; Mammalia; Artiodactyla; Lipotidae
Product: beta-defensin 127
Source: RefSeq, a predicted model, not a curated record